Molecule: messenger RNA, 2990 nt
Organism: Salarias fasciatus (jewelled blenny)
Lineage: Eukaryota; Metazoa; Chordata; Actinopteri; Blenniiformes; Blenniidae
Product: calponin homology domain-containing protein DDB_G0272472-like
Exons: 3
Coding region: 165-1913 (582 amino acids)
Source: RefSeq, a predicted model, not a curated record
ACAUUGCUGAGUAAUGAAGACAAAAGUUGAGCAGAAGCCCCGUCUGUAGCCGUCUAAGAAUUGAGCAUAAAUGUGUCUUUUGUCCGCCGCCUGGUUUUUAUAUCUGCUCGAGCUUUGCUUGUGUUGCGGUCUGCUCUGCCUGCUAGGUUUGUUUGCCUUUUCAAAUGCCUUCAUGUUUUAUUCCAGAAAAAGAGACGUUAGUGGAGGCCGAUCGACCCGGUAAACUCCCCGAAGAAACUGCAGGAAAAGCUCCUGAUAGAAAGAAUACAACUCAAGAGCAGCCCGUCACAGGCGCCAAGCUGCGCUCGGCCCUGCGAGACGAGCUGAGGAUGAUCCACGAGAAGAUGGAGGCCAAGAGGAUCGCUCGCAUCGCAGUGGCCGAAAUCAGGGCCUUCCUCGCUGAGGAGGAGGAGCAGAGGGAGGCGGCCUGGGCGCUGAAGACAAAGACCCUGGAGGAGGCGGAGGAGAGACUGAAGGUGGAGACGGAGAAGAUGGAAAGAGAAAAGGCAGAGAGAGAGAGGAUGGAAAAAGAGAGGGUGGAGAAGGAAGCCCAGGAGAAAGCUGAGAAAGAAAGGAUAGCCCGAGAGAAGGCAGAGAAAGAGAGACAAGCGCUUGAAAGACUGGCAAAAGAAAAGGCCGACAGAGAAGAGAGGGAACGGCUGGAACGAGAGAAGGCAGAGAAGGAAAGGAUAGAGAGGGAACAGCAGGAGAAGGAAAGGAAGAGGCUGGAGCAAGAGAAAGAAGAGAAGGAAAGAUUGGAAAGAGAGAGACUUGAGAAGGAACGGGUGGAGAGGGAACGGCUCGCCAAGGAAAAGGAAAGACUUGAGAAUGAAAGGAUUGCCAAAGAGAAAGCAGAAAAAGAAAGGCUGGAGAAAGAACGCCUCGAGAGAGAAAGGAUAGCUAAAGAAAGAGCGGAGAAGGAAAGACUGGAGAGGGAACGAGUCGCCAAGGAAAAGGAGAGGCAGGAGAAAGAACGGAUGGAGAAAGAGAGAGUGGAGAGAGAGAGACUGGAAAGGGAAAGAAUUGCCAAAGAAAGGGAGAGACUUGCACGGGAGAGGGCCGAGAAGGAGAGGCUGGAGAGGGAACGAAUCGCUAAAGAAAGGGAGAGACUUGAAAAAGAGAGGAUAGCCAAAGAGAGGGCAGAGAAAGAGAGACUGGAGAGAGAACGAAUCGCCAAAGAAAGGGAAAGACUCGCACGGGAGAGAGCAGAGAAGGAAAGACAAGAGAAAGAGAGGCUGGAAAAGGAACGAAUUGCUAAAGAAAGGGAGAGACUUCUGAGGGAAAGACAAGAAAGAGAACGCCUUGCCAAGGAAAGAGAGAGACUCGAAAAUGAGAGGCUAGCGAAAGCGAAGGCCGAAAAAGAAAGGAUGGAGAGGGAGCGUAUGGCUAAAGAAAGGGAACGCUUGGAGAGAGAGAGAAUAGCCAAAGAAAAGGCGGAGAAAGAGAGACUUGAGAGAGAACGCAUUGCCAAAGAAAGAGAAAGACUUGAGAGAGAGAAGUUAGCCAGAGAGAGGGAACGAAUCGCCAAGGAGAGGAUGGAGAGAGCGGCAAAGGAGAAGGAAGAGCGGGAACGGAUGGAGAGAGAGCGCCUUGCCAGGGAAAGAGCGAGAGUGGCUCAGGAGAAGGCGAGAUUCGAGAAAGAGAUGGCUGCCAGGAAGGAGAAGGAGCGGCUGGAGAGGGAGAAGGCCCAGAGAGAGCUGCUGGAGAGGCAACGGCUCGCCAGAGAGAAAGCUGUGCGGGAAAAGAUGGAGGCGGAGAGGCUGCUGGCGAAGCAACGCAGCGCCCUGAGGGACGAUGCAAGGAAGCCCAACGUCUCCCAGACGAGGCCUCCGGCGGCAGGAGAGAGGGCCGAGAGGGCGAGCGCUUCGGCCGCCAGGAGAGACAAGAGCGACGUCGAGGGGAAGAAGAAAUGAACCCAAUGCUGUGAACUCCAGACCUCACCAAUGGUGCUCAGGACUCUGACUGCUUUCUGGACCGAUCUCUGAUUUCUAUCUUAACAAGCUGACAACGCACUGCGAUCUCAUGUUCUUGAAAGAACUGCCUCACGGUGACAACGGCGCCGCCACACUGUCAUAGCAUCAGAGACAAGUGAUUUGAUUCAAAUUAAUACUGUACUGACGGAAAUAUCCGACGCACAACAUCUAAACCACUCUUCUGCAGCAUAACGUUAGAGUCCGUUUCAAUUUGGACCACAGGUGCCUCAUGAAAUAAUAAUGAAAGUUAUUUCUUCAAUUAAUUUUUUUCAGUGAUUUCAGGAAAAAUCUAUACUUUUCGUACUAGCUCAACAUCUCUAGAAGGUAGGGCAAACAGAAUAUCCAGAAAAUGAUCAGAUUAUGACUGGGAUUAAUAUUUGAACGCCGUCUUCCUCCUUUGUUAAUCGUUGUUAUAGCUGUGGUUUGUAGUUCUGACUUGUUUCACAUGGAGCUAAUCAGUCAACACACCAGGUGGCGCUGGUGAGAAAGGUUCCCUUUGAAACUUGAAUAUGAUCACCCCCUUAGCUUUUUACACACAAAAACGGUUUUUGAAGUUGCAUGUGCUAAAGGUGUGACAGUAAAAUUUACCUGGUGCUCAAUAAAGUUUAUUCUUCAUGUAUCAGCCACUGAGUAUGCUUAAUAUCCGAAAGAACAUUUUUUGCAACCCAGACUUUGAUCCUUCCUGCAUCCCGACAUUGCUGUUGCCAUAUUUUCUUCGACUUCCAGAUGGCGUCACUUUCUUCACCUUCCAGUUCGACUUCACUCUGUAUUAUUUGUUAACAGAACUCCUAAAUGUUGCCUUCACUGAGAAGCCAAACUUAUUUUUUUCUUUUUCACUACAUGCCUCUGUGAUAUUUCCUACGACCACCAGAUAGCGCCUCUUGCUUGACCUUCGACGAAAUCGAGAAUGUAACGAAACUUUGUGUUUCACAUUAGUUUGCAUGUAACUUUUUGCUUUUGAACUUAGUGAAUAAAACGUGUAUAUAUGAAAAUCUGCCUCCAAAUGUGAAGUGUUUC